UGUCCAAGGGCCCUUUGUGACACGUGGUGACACAGCAGCUGGUGGUGCCAAGAGCACGCCAGAGUGCUCAGAGCAGGCGACGGGACAGGACGGGACAGAGCAGUGCCGUGAGGAGUCCCCUCACAGCUCACUUGUUCGUGUCCGACCCGCAGCUUUUCUGAGGCGUUGUUCCUGCAGCUGACCUCGAGGCCACAGCACAGCACUUGGUGACCCGUGGCCUUCCCGAGGCUUCUGUUCUGCAGUGACUGACAUGGAGAAGAGACUCCCGAGAGUGCCCAAUCUGGCCUGGGGGGAGGCGGAGAAAGAAGGCCCUGGAGCUGCCCCAGCACAGGAGACCGAAAAGGUGGUGCCGUUCCAUCCACCGCAGGAGGGUGCAGCCCUGGACCUCACACAAGAGCAGGAAUCCACCCGUGGCCGCUUCCGCAGAGCAGCGCAGCUCAUUUGCAAAUUCAUCAGGAGUAUUCGGCAGGAAGGGACCCUCUCCAGGGGCGCUGGGCUCAAAGCAUACUCAGAGGUCCUCAAACAUGAGACCAGUGCUGCCCUGCUGGAUUUGCUUGUGGAGAGGGGUGUUUUCAGAGCAGAGCAAGUGCCUGCCAUGGUGAGAUACAUCCACCAGUGGCUCACGGCCAAUGAUUCUACUGAGCACAGGCUGGAUAACACCCUGCUGCAUCUCACCGAAGCGCAGCCAGAAGACGCAGUAAUGACACUCCUGCGUGUGGCCCCAUCCUGUGACAGAGAUGCCAUGGCCAUGUGGAAGACCAUCAUGUGCUCACCCAGGACUGCCAAGGUGGUGCAGCUGAUUCUCCUGGAUGUGCUGGGGAGCUGGCCAGAGUACAGCACGGGCACCUCCGAUGGGGACAAAACGGGUGUCUUUGCCCUGGCUGCAACUGUGGUGAUGUGGAAGAUCCUCCAGGAGCCCUGUGUCCCACACAACGUGAAGCUGCAUUUCCCCCGCCUAUUUGUGCGUCUGCUUUUCCAAGUCUUCUUCAGCACUGAACAGAUGCCAAAGAAGGUCCUUACCUUCUGGAAGGGAUGCCAGGAGCAACACGGCCUUGCCACCAGCCCCAACAGGUUUGCAGUGAGGACCCUGAGGUCCCUGCUCUGCUUUCUCCAGUGUGAGCAUGUGGUGAUGUCAAUGGAAUGCAAGCGUGGCUGGGACACGCUGCUCUGUGCUGACACCCACCACUAUGCCGUGGGUCUGCUGGCCAGAGAAUUGCGCCAAUCAUCCAUAGACUUUUGUCCCGGGAUUGCAUUCUACCUGCUCAGGCUGCUCAGCAAAGAGAUGCCAUACUGGGAUCUGCCUGCCUUGGCCUUCCUGGUGGAGGUCCUCGAGUGCCUGGACUUGAGUGAAUGCAGUGACGAUGUUCUGGAGAUCAUGUCAAAGAACCUACAGCGCGAGUGCAGGGAGAGGCGUCGCCUGGCACUCAGAGGUCUCACGGUGCUCAGCAAGGAUCCCUCGAUGGCCAAAGGAAUGUGGAGCCUGACUGAAAAUCUUGUGGAGCUGCUGGAGGAAAAUGAUAGCGACAUGGUCUGGAUGACCACUGUUCUACUCAGAUAUUUAUUCCUCCAUAAUCGUGCCCCAAUACCGAGCCCCAUGGCCCUGCAGCUGGCUGAGGCGCUCCUGCCCCUCUUUGACAACGAUGAUAGCCUGGUGCAGCUGUGCUCCAUGUCUGUCUUUCAAAACAUGCUGGAGUUAUUAAUGGAAGAGGGAAGAAAGGCCCUGAAGUCACCUGUGCGCCAGAGCCUGCUGCCACUCUCCUUCCACUGCCAUGAUGAGAAUCAGCAUGUGGCAGAGGCCUCUCGGGAAACGCUGUAUUCUUCAGCCAGAUUCCUGAAGAGGAGGGACAUCGAACAAAUGCUGCAGGUGGAUCAGACAUGGAGGUUCGGCGAGGGCCUGCUGGCAGAGGACAGGAGCCGAGCGGCCGAGCACCUGCGCCGGGCCCUGCCCUACCUGCAGAGCCCACAGGAGCCCCUGCGAGAGGCGGCCGUCAGGUUCAUGGGGAUGGCCGGGCGGAGCUUGAGGGGGCAGCAGGGAGAGCUCCAGCUGAUCUGCAAUGCCCUUGAAGAAAUGGUUAAUGACAGCAGUCCUGCCAUCAGAAACAUGGCAAUUGAAACAGGGUUUGUGAUCCGGGCAAUGCAGAGAGCUCCCUACUCCACAUUCCGCAGGCUACGAGAUCAAUUCCGCAGCGCAUGGAAGAGAUGGCCUCGUCUAUGCAGCCCUACCUUCCUGUGCUGCUGGAUCCCUGUGGAGACCUGAUCUGGAAGGCUUUGCCUGCUGGGGCCACUUGAGCCAGCAGCUAUUUUAUUUUUCUUCAAGUUUUUUGUUGUCAUAUUUUCAUUUUGUUUAGUAUGUAAAUAUAGUAUGUGUUAUAA
Molecule: messenger RNA, 2373 nt
Organism: Vidua chalybeata
Lineage: Eukaryota; Metazoa; Chordata; Aves; Passeriformes; Viduidae
Exons: 16
Coding region: 251-2257 (668 amino acids)
Cellular component (GO): cytoplasm
Source: RefSeq, a predicted model, not a curated record